This is a messenger RNA of Carassius auratus (goldfish), 4108 nucleotides long. RefSeq names its product transient receptor potential cation channel, subfamily V, member 4 (gene trpv4). The transcript has 17 exons. Gene Ontology annotation, cellular component: plasma membrane; cilium. Gene Ontology annotation, molecular function: calcium channel activity; protein binding. The record is from RefSeq and is a predicted model, not a curated record. Lineage: Eukaryota; Metazoa; Chordata; Actinopteri; Cypriniformes; Cyprinidae. The coding region runs from base 323 to 2926 and encodes 867 amino acids. Gene Ontology annotation, biological process: calcium ion import across plasma membrane; osmosensory signaling pathway; actin filament organization.
GGUUCCAUUCAGUGGGCGGUGGGGGAAUCAAAACUGUUCUUCUGCAGUCGCUCUGUCCCAUUAUCAGUUUGUAACACCCAGGUGGAAAGGUGAAGCCGCUUUCUAAAGUUUACAUAAAGAGCUAAACGGAUCCCACCUGAAGAAUAACUGGACGAAUCUGACCUCAUAAACGGAAUAACUACUGAUUCUACGUCUAAGAAGAAACGUCUAGCAGUACAUUUGUCUUUACGGCUCUGUUUGUGACCCUGCAAUUCUCCUGACACUUUCCAGCUCUCUGGAGGAGUAGUUUGAGAUUGGAGAAGUGCACAUAGCAUACAAAGAAAUGACUGAACAGGGUUUCUCUGCUUCCACUCUAUUAAAGCGCUAUUAUCUGGCCAUGACUGAGUCAAACUCAAUCUCUUCACCAUCCGGUGCUGCUGCUGAGGACCUGUCAGAUGGUAAGGACCUUACAGCAGACGGGGAUCCCAACUUCCCCAUGUCUUCACUGGCGGAACUUCUGGACAAUGAUGAUGGAUCACAGCCGCCCCAGGAUUCAGCUCGGCCUGGACUACAGAAUGAUAACAAGCAGAACUCACGAAUAAGGUUCCCAGGAGCCUUUAAAAAGGGAGUUCCUAACCCCAUGGACCUUCUUGAGUCCACCAUGUCUGAGUAUCCAGUGGCACCUGGGCCUAAGAAAGCACCUAUGGACUCCCUGUUCGACUAUGGCACAUGUAGGGAGCUCAACAACCACAAGAAACGCAGGAAGAAGCUUCCACGAGGGAAGGCCGAGAUUGAGAUGUCAUGUGACGAGGGAUCCCCAGAGCCCCCUGUUCUUAAAGUCUUCAACCGGUGGCUGUUGUUUGAAGCCGUAUCUCGAGCAGAUCGAAGAGCUCUGGAUGGUCUCCUGCAGUAUCUUCAGUCACAUGAAAAGAGGCUGAUAGAUGAAGAGUUCAAAGAACCUUCUACAGGGAAGACGUGCCUCCCAAAAGCACUUCUGAACCUGCACAAUGGUCACAACGAUACCAUCCCUGUGUUAGUGGACAUUGCCGAAAAGACAGGAAACCUCAGAGAGUUCAUCAAUACGCCCUUCAGAGAUGUGUAUUAUAGGGGUCAGACGGCACUGCAUAUUGCCAUAGAACGACGAUGCAAACAAUAUGUGGAGCUUCUGGUGGAGAAGGGGGCUGAUGUUCAUGCCCAGGCCAGGGGCCGAUUCUUCCAGCCCAGAGAGGAGGGGGGAUACUUCUACUUCGGUGAGCUGCCUCUGUCACUCGCAGCUUGUACCAACCAACCAGACAUGGUGCAUUACUUGACCGAGAAUAGCCACAAGAUGGCAGAUCUGCGGAGACAGGACUCGAGGGGAAACACAGUCCUGCACGCCCUGGUCCAUAUCGCUGACAACACUCGGGACAACACACGUUUUGUCACUAAGAUGUACGACUUGCUGCUCAUCAAAUGUGCCAAACUCUACCCAGACUGCAACUUUGAGAAUAUACUCAACAAUGAUGGCAUGUCCCCUCUCAUGAUGGCUGCCAAGCUGGGCAAAAUUGGGGUGUUCCAGCACAUUAUCCGGAGAGAGAUAAAAGAUGAGGAGGCUCGACAUCUUUCCCGGAAGUUUAGAGACUGGGCUUAUGGACCCGUUUACUCCAACCUGUAUGAUCUGUCUUCACUGGAUACCUGCGGAGAGGAAGUCUCUGUUCUGGAGAUACUCGUCUACAACAGCAAGAUUGAGAAUCGCCAUGAGAUGUUAGCGGUGGAACCCAUAAACGAGCUGCUGAGGGCCAAGUGGCAGAAGUUUGCCGCUGUGACCUUCUACAUCAGUGUGUUUUCCUACCUUGUCACCAUGAUCAUCUUCACUCUUGUGGCCUAUUAUCGUCCAUCAGUGGGUACACCCCCUUACGACUACAGCACCACAGAAGCCAAGGUGCGUUUGGCAGGGGAGAUCAUAACCGUGGCUUCUGGAGUCUUUUUCUUUGUAACAAAUAUUAAGGACCUUUUCCUGAAGAAGUGCCCGGGGGUGAAUUCUUUAUUUAUUGAUGGAUCCUUUCAAUUCCUCUACUUCAUCUACUCCGUGUUGGUGCUGGUGAGUGCAGCGCUGUAUCUGUCAGGGAUUGAGGCCUAUGUGUCUGUGAUGGUGUUUGCUCUAGCACUAGGUUGGAUGAACACCCUCUAUUUUACCAGAGGCCUUAAACUCACUGGAACUUACAGCAUCAUGAUUCAGAAGAUUCUAAUCAAAGAUUUGUUCCGGUUCCUGCUGGUUUAUGUGCUCUUCAUGAUCGGCUAUGCAUCAGCAUUAGUGUCACUGCUGACCAUCUGCCCUGAUCAGAAGACAUGUAAAGAUAGCUGCCCCAAAUACCCAGAAUGCCGAGAUACAAACACCUUCAGCGAAUUUCUCUUGGACCUGUUUAAGCUGACCAUAGGCAUUGGAGAGCUGGACGACAUGCUAAAAGGCGCACAGUAUCCCGUCGUCUUCCUCAUUCUCCUGGUCACCUACAUUAUUCUCACCUUCGUCCUGUUACUCAACAUGUUGAUCGCUUUGAUGGGAGAGACGGUGGGACAGGUGUCCAAAGAGAGCAAGCAGAUCUGGAAACUGCAGUGGGCAACAACUAUCCUGGACAUUGAGCGGUCCUUCCCUGUGUGUCUGCGGAAGUCUUUCCGUGUUGGAGAGAUGGUUACUGUGGGUAAAGGCUUGGAUGGAACGCCAGACAAACGCUGGUGCUUCAGGGUGGACGAGGUGAAGUGGUCCCACUGGAAUCAAAAUCUGGGGAUCAUAAAUGAGGAUCCAGGCCAGAAAGACCAUUACGAACAAACACAGGGUGGACGGGGCCUUCGAAGAGAUCGCUGGUCAACGGUCGUCCCAAGAGUGGUUGAACUGAACAGGGGCUCCAGAGACCAUAUCCUAGAGAUGGAGCCUCUCACAGGCAGACACAGACAUAAGUCUGAAAGCUAAAGCUGAACACUAAAGACUUAUUGUAAAAGAGGGUAAAGCCCUUGAAACUACAGUUUUUUUAAUUACUAUUGGGAGAACAGCUCUUUAUAUAUUAUGACCUUUAAAAGUAUCCUGAUUUUUUUAUGAUGUUGAUUGUGUUUUACAUGUAUAUUUGGAACCAUGAGACACUCAGGAACAUAUUUAAUGUGUGAUGUUGUAGUGUUUUUCGUAGUGUGCAAUAGAUUUUAAAUAGAUUUUUAUGAUUAUUAUUAUUAUUUUGAUCAAAAAACAAUGUCUUGCAAUAUCAGCGUCUGUCUGCUUUGAUUCCUGCUGACAUUUGUUAUGGAUUAUGUGGAAAAGGUUACAUUUGAAUCAAUAAUCAUGUCAGAUUACCUCAGUGUUACAUGUGCCUUGUGAUAAAGUGCAGCCCCCUUUUUUAGUGAAAAACUGUAUUGUUAUUCUUUUGUUAUAUUGCAAACCCAUAACGGAAGGACAAAGAAUGCUGCUCUGAUUUGGCCUUUGGCUUUGUUUUGUAAUAAAGGUCAUGUAGAAAACAGAUGUGGCUCCCACAACAGGAGUGUGUACAAUGCCAGACAGCAGCAGUUUGCUAUUUUCACCUCAGUAUGAUAGCAAUAGUGUGACACUGAACUUAAUUGGUGUGAUAGUGGUAAUGAUUCAAAGCGACCGGUUCAUAUGAGAGGUUUCUUUUUUUCACUGAUAAACCAAUGCCAAAAGACAUAUUUAGGGAAACUAUUUUAUGUAUUUUUAAUAUAUAUAUUUUACAGAGUACAAAAUGCAUUGUCCAAAUGCUGUAGGCUAGUACAUGAUUGAUAAAAUUAUUAUUAUUAUUUUUAAUGACUGUUUCAAUUUAGGUUUUUUUUUAAUUAUUUUUGAAGUCCAUCAAGUGUGAUUUAUAGAGGGCUGGAACAGGGCUGAUCUCAAGCCUGAUUUCCACACUUUGGUCAUUUGACCACUUUGGUAAAAUAUCCUUUAUGUAUUGUAUUAAACACUAUUGUUUAGGAAUCAGAAGAAUGUACAGAAAUAGAUGGUAAAAUAUUCUUGUUUGCAAAUAUUAUCCUGUCCGCUUGUUAGAUGAUUGAUGCUGCUUUUGAUAAACAAUAUAUUUAUGUGCUGGAUUGGAUGCCUAUUCCAACAAUCAGAGAGAUUUGUUUCAUCAACAAUAAAGAGAUUUUGAAUUGCAGA